Molecule: messenger RNA, 1308 nt
Organism: Toxorhynchites rutilus septentrionalis
Lineage: Eukaryota; Metazoa; Arthropoda; Insecta; Diptera; Culicidae
Exons: 2
Coding region: 272-943 (223 amino acids)
Source: RefSeq, a predicted model, not a curated record
UAAUGACUGAUUCGUUGAAGAAAUUGAGGACUCCGGAAGAUUGAUUCUGUUAUCACGAAACCCCAAAGUGACACGCUACCGAUAAGAUAACGACGAGCAUAGGACACAUACCCGUGCUUAAUUAGUCAUAGUUUUCCCAGUUGCAAUCGUUGCGAUCGUUCUUUGGAGAGGCAAACUGUUCAAACAAAAACAGAAGACAGUCAGCGAGAAAGUUGCAAACGGUGCGCCUACGCUCCGUACUAUAUUUGGGGCAGUGCGUAUCGCGUAACAUAUGGUGAUGGAGCCUGGAGCUGGUGUGAAUACGGCGGAUUUGAUUGCGCUGAAAGAGCGAAUGAAGAUUAUUGCCAGUGCAGAUCCCAAGCAAUACCACAAUGAAUUCUCACUGCGACGCUAUCUGCUCGCAUUCAAAACUGUAGACGCUGCCUUCCAGGCUAUACUUAAAACCAACAAAUGGCGUGAAGAGUACGGUGUCGAGAAUUUGGUCAACAGCCCAGCAAUUCAAGCGAACGCUACUAAGGCGCGAGUAUUACUACACAGAGACUGCGUUGGGCGACCGGUCAUCUAUAUUCCCGCGAAAAACCACUCAUCUGAGCGAGACAUCGACGAGUUAACUAAAUUCAUCGUUCACUGCCUGGAAGAGGCAUGCAAACGAUGCUUCGAAGAAGUAACCGACAAUUUGUGCAUCGUAUUCGACAUGGCUGAUUUCAGUACUUCUUGCAUGGAUUAUCAGCUGAUCAAGAAUUUGAUUUGGUUACUGAGUAAACACUAUCCAGAGCGGUUGGGGGUGUGUUUGAUUCUCAAUGCACCAAUUGUGUUCUCCACAAUUUGGCCAGUGAUCAAAGCUUGGCUGGAUGAGAAAACAUCCAGUAAAGUUUGCUUCGUUUCCGGCGAACAAGAAUUGUGCAAGUAUCUCAUCCCGGAUAUUCUGCCCACGGAUAUGUGAACGCCAUCCGAGUGAUUCUUCAGAGACCGUAGCUUCGAUACUACCGUACCCACCAUCACUUUUAGAGCUACUAGUGAGAUAUAUUUUUGAGAGAAUAAAACCUUGCGUAAGUUACUAGGAGAUUUCAAAUUCAAUUGGCUCAAAGUCAUUGAUAUAGAAGCAUUCCCAACCGUUCUUAACAAUAUCCUUUUGCUGAACAUUUCCAGACAAAUUCAGGAUAAAUGUCCGUACUAUUUUAUUUGGUGUUAUAUCUUAACCGAGAGCGGAAUUGCUUGUAAAUGUGUAGUGAUCAUAGCCGAUAUGUACAAACGUGAAUUGUCAAAGGUGCAUAUUGUUGAGAAUAAAUGUAUUACUGUCGAACAGAA